Gamsiella multidivaricata is the source of this 1107-nucleotide messenger RNA. RefSeq lists its product as uncharacterized. The transcript has a single exon. The record is from RefSeq and is a predicted model, not a curated record. NCBI's taxonomy places the organism in Eukaryota, Fungi, Mortierellomycota, Mortierellomycetes, Mortierellales, Mortierellaceae. The coding region runs from base 331 to 870 and encodes 179 amino acids.
GUAUAUAGAGCUUCAAUAGCCUGUUUUUCACUAUGGGGUGCCCACUCUUUUGUUGCUUCCCCCCUCUCUUGCCAUAUCUUCAUCCAAACACUCACUCAUUCCUUCAUUUACUCCUUCAUUCAUCUAUUCAUUCAUCUAUUCAUUCAUCUAUUCAUUCAUUAAUUCAUUCAUCUAUUCAUUCAUUAAUUCAAUCCCCUGGCUCCAUUGCAUCGCUUCGGGUUCUAUCAAUGCUGCCGAUCGCAGCAAUCCCUUCCUUUUAACCCUCCUUCAAUUCAGUCCACUCAACGCAUACUUUCCGACGUACAAACACCCUGCCCACCCUGCCCAAUCAUGAAUGCAGGUGGCGCCGAAUUGUUCAAAACCAUAUGCGCCGACUUUGAAGACAUCCUCCCAAACGAUCUCCAUGACUCCUUCUCCAAGAUUCUCGGCGCACAGUACCUUCACGAAACCAACCACCCUCAUCACCAACAACAAGUCCGCGGCAUCGUCUGGGGUGCAAGUCUUCGACCCAUCAUCUCGCUCCAUGUCCAGAUCACCGAAUUCAUCCUCACCCUCACAGGUACACCCCGUCCAAUCCACGUCCACUUUCUCUACCUCGAAGCCUCGCCACAAACUUAUCUCUCGGAUGAGGCCCUCAGGGCCCUCGGCAUUGAGGACAUGGUCGUCGUCGGUGAGGCUCAAGAGCGCUCCAGUACUGGUUCCAUGCGCUUGCCCCUGAAGGUCAACGGGUACACCCUCUUGGUCGCCAGAUCGCCCUCUGACGCUCACUUUGCGCACCUCAACAUCCUCGGCCAAGACUUUAUCCAGCUCACUCGUGCAAAGGUCUUCUUCGGCGGCGACAUACCGCGCUUCGAGAUCAGCUUUGCAUAAAUCAUUUAAUCAACUACUAUCCCAUUGUCCUGUUACUCCCGCCACUCCUCUGUCCUACUCGCAUCUCAAGUCCAUGAAAAGUCCAUGAAAAAUCCAUAGAAUCUAUCCAAAAUAAUGAAUACAGUUCAUGUGCCUUUUUUUUUUUGUUUUGUCGAUAUGAAUGUCCAUGACCAUGUAUAAUACAUCAGUUCUGCCGACGAGUUACAGCGUUGUGGUGCUACAUGUUCUUUGUCUCUG